This is a messenger RNA of Physcomitrium patens, 2229 nucleotides long. Lineage: Eukaryota; Viridiplantae; Streptophyta; Bryopsida; Funariales; Funariaceae. The record is from RefSeq and is a predicted model, not a curated record.
AAACUGAUGUUCUCUCCCCCGUCCACCUCAUGCCGCUUCCAUGUCAAGGUUUUCUAGCAAUUAGGGCUCCGCUGCUCCAAAUUCAGCUCGGCUCCUCAGACGAGCAAGACACGUCCAGAAGUUCUUCCAGGGAUUGGCAGGGGUUGGUGGCAGAAGUCAGACUUGAGGUAUGAGUUGCCAGAAUUUGUUACUCCUUUUGCUUCAUCUGCCGGUCAUGACAAUGAUUUUCGAUGAGGUUGAACCUUCUGAGAUGGCUAGAAACGGGUGGGGGUAGACGAUCAGUUUCUACGUGUGAUGUGCAAGACAAUUGCACCGAAAUUGGAGAAAUUACAGAUCAAUGCAUUUUGUGCUAGGGUUUGGGCGGAGUCCUUGCAGUGGAGUUGUAGUGAUUUUUGUUGGCUGUGAACCACGAUCAUGCGCUGGGAACUGGGAGUUGGAAACGGGGAGACUGUCCGAGGGAGUUGGGUAGAUGACGUUGAUAUGAGAUAGGUGCGUGUGGGGGCAACUGCAGAAUGUAGACUUGCUGACCUGGAGUAUGAGCAGGGGGUGGAAUUGGCGGCAGCCAGUGCACAAUGUUCAGAUCAUGAUGUUGCUCUGCAUCGACGAUUCGGUACCAGAUACAGCGUUCUUUGUGAGCCUUUGAUAAAGAUUAACGCCACAAUUUGCUUUUGUCCCUAGUUCGUAAUUCAUAAUACUGGCUUUAUCCUCGCGAGACAGGUCUAUUAGCCUGGGCUGGUUCCAGUGAAGUGACAGGUCGAGCGUAUUGGGAGUGAAUUGGGGGAUGAUGAUUAGGAGAUGAUCGCAAGGGUGCUCGGGAGUUGGUCUGGUACAUUUUCCGAGGAGUGAAUAGAUUGGAGGGCGUGUUUUAUGUAAGAGCGUGCAAGGGUAGGUUUCCGUGAGAUCGUUGAUGCACUGGAGUGCGACUUGAUCUGGAGGCAAUUUGGAAGUUGUGGAGCGGACAGGAAGGGGGUGUGAAAGUGAAUCAGUAAGAGUGCGGGAGCAGCAGGAAGAUAGGAGGCAGCGGAGAGGAUGGCGAGCCCUUUUCCCAACGAUGGAUCGUUUUUGGAGAGGUUCAAGCAGCUGCAGCAGGACGGUCCCUCGAAGGCCGACACAAGCGGUCCCGUGGUGUUGAAGAAUGUGAAGUCGUCAAAAGCGAGCUCGAACAGCAAGGGUGGAGGUGGAUCAGCGUUCGGAGGGCCCAGGAAGGGAUCUUUACCGAACGGGAAGCUAGCAUUCAGUCUAAAGCAGAAGUCGAGGUUGGCGGUGAACGCAAUCAAACUUGGAGAAGACGAGGACGAGGAGGAAGACGGGGAUGCCCAGAGACAAGCCAAGAAGGUGAAGACGGAGAGCGCGUCGAAGGGCAAAUCACCGGAGCCGAAGGAGUCGGUUCCUGCUCCUCCAGCAGACGGAGAGGUGAAGAAGGUGGCGGAUAAGCUAGCGCUGUUUGUAGCAAAGAACGGGCGGCAAUUCGAGGAGGUGACCCGUGAGAAAAACCUUGGCAAGGGUCCGUUCAGUUUUUUGUACGAUACGGAGUGUGCGGAGUAUAAGUACUACGAGUAUCGGGUUGCUCAAGAGGAGGCAGUGCUGGCAGGCGAAGCGGGUGGAUCGCAGGCAUCGCAGACAGGAAGCAGUGGCGCGAAUCAGGGUAGCUCUCACAGGCAGUCGAGUGGAGGACAGCAGCAGAGGUAUCAGACACCAGCUUCGGCAUUGUACAGCGGCGGCAGUGAGCAGCAUAAGGCAGGUUAUUCACCGGGGCCUUCACAGGAGUCGGUGCAAGAUCGAUACAGCCAGCAGGGUUAUGCAAAUGAUUCAGUGGCAAUGAUGGAGUUUUACAUGAAGAAGGCAGCGCAGGAGGCGAUACGAAGACCUCCGAAGCAGUCGAAGGAUGAGAUGCCUCCUCCUCCGGGGCUGCAUCCGCCAGGAUCAGAUAGUUGGAAACACGAAGAAGCGGGUGUGGCAGAAGAUGCACGUCCCAGCUAUGUAACCCCUAGCGUAGGGGUGGUCGAGGAUGGUGGCGCAGGGAAGAAAGGGCAUCACAUGGGAGACUACAUUCCUCCGGAGGAAUUGGAGAAGUGGUGCAUUGCGAGGGUAUUUGUACCUUUGUCUGAGUUACGGAUUUUUACUAGCCAGUUUAUUAGUCUUAAUCUGCGACUGACCUGGUUGCUGGACCCUGCGUACGAAAUCGGGUCAAAGCUGAAUGCCACCAACCGUUCACCGGGUGCCUCAUAA